Molecule: messenger RNA, 3093 nt
Organism: Chanos chanos (milkfish)
Lineage: Eukaryota; Metazoa; Chordata; Actinopteri; Gonorynchiformes; Chanidae
Gene: dlgap1b
Product: discs, large (Drosophila) homolog-associated protein 1b
Exons: 11
Coding region: 1-3093 (1030 amino acids)
Biological process (GO): signaling
Cellular component (GO): postsynaptic specialization; glutamatergic synapse
Molecular function (GO): molecular adaptor activity
Source: RefSeq, a predicted model, not a curated record
AUGACUAUGAAAGGCUUAUCCUCCAGUCGCAGUCACCACCACACGCUGACCUGUGACCCCUCCUACGAUUCGCUCACGCUGCAUCCUGACCGACGCCCUUACCUGCUCAACCCGCCCGACGCCCACCCCGUGGACCGCCACGCCUACUACAGCUGCCAGGCGGAAUGCGGAGGCGGGGCCGGGCCUUACGGGGCGGACCUGGCCAGCAGCACGUUUCCGCGGCGACACUACGGCUCGCACCACGAGCUGAAGGAGGAGUGCGCGGUGGUGCCGUUUGGAGGAACGGUGGUUCCGGCCGGGGGCUGCGGCCCGUGUGGAUCUCAGGCAGCCCUGUUGGAACAGUUUGAGCACCAGCGACGGGAUGGAUUUCACACCCUACAGUACAAACGCACGGCGGCAUUGGAGCACCAGCGAAGCGACAGUCCAGGGCGCAUCCGCCACCUGGUCCACUCCGUACAGAAACUCUUCACCAAGUCCCAUUCGCUGGAGGGGCCCAGCCAACCGCGCCUCAACAGCUCUGACUCUCCCCCUGAAGCCAUGGCAACCGCCACGUCCCAUCCCAAUGUUUCCACGGCGGCAGGCAACACAUCCACGCUCAAGUCCCAGCACGGAAAACGGGGUAAGAGCAAGGAGCGCAGUCGUUCAGAACCCAAACCCCGAGCCCGUUCCCCCGUGUCCGGCUACUGGAGCUCAGACGACACGUUGGACCGCGAGGUGUGCCUCUACCACCGGCCUUCGGGCGUCAUGACGAUGGGGCGUCGCCCUGACAAGUCACAGUCGCAUUACUUCCUGGAGUCGUACAACACGCUGAGCGGCGCGUGCACGUUGAAGACAUCGCGUAGCAAUAACGACGUGGGGAAAUGUUCGAGCUGCUCCGGAGCUUCGGCUCUGGGAUUUGGCGGCUCGUCCGGGAUCGAUUCGUCGUCGGCGCUGGUGAAGAAGAGCUCUUGGUCCAGCACCCUGACGGUGAGCAGAGCCAGAGAAGUGUACCAGAAAUCAGCUGUCAACAUAGAUAAAGCGCUAGUCAAAGCACAGACCUGCCAGCAGGGUCGAACCUGCCAAUUCUUACAGGUACCUCAGGAUGAUUGGGGUGGAUUUUCGGGCUUGGGGAGGGACGAUGAGAUUCCCUGCAGACGGAUGCGCAGCGGCAGCUAUAUAAAAGCCAUGGCAGAGGACGACAGUGGAGACUCCGACUGCAGCCCUAAACCCUCCCCCAAAGUCCAGGCCCGCCGAGCUAGCUACCUGAAGGCUACUCAGCCGUCUCUCACUGAGAUGACUACGCUGCAGAUCAGUACAGAGCACUCUCCGAAGCUACAGAUCCGGAGUCACAGCUACCUGCGUGCGGUGAGUGAGGUGUCAAUCAACCGCAGUCUGGACAGUUUGGACCCGGCGAGCCUGCUGGCCUCGCCCAAAUUCCGCUCCCGAAAUGAGAGCUACAUGAGAGCCAUGAGCACCAUCAGUCAGGUGAGCGAGGUGGAAGUGAACGGGCAGAUAGAGGCUGUGUGCGAGUCUGUGUUCAGCGAGCUGGAGUCAAAAGCCGUGGACGCUCUGGACCUGCCCGUCUCCGGAUGUUUCCGCAUGCGCAGUCACAGCUACGUGCGCGCCAUCGAAAAGGGAUGCUCGCAGGACGAGGAAGAGGAGGACAGGACCGCCCUGAGAGCCAUCUCACCCCCACGCACGACAACCACAGUCAGAACCAUACAGAGCAGCACAGGGGUCGUUCUUCUUCAUGUUCAAGUGUCAUCAUGCAUCACGACCUACAAGAAGACCCCGCCCCCGGUCCCGCCCAGGUCGACACCCACCCGCCCGUAUAUUUCCAUAACGGCUCAGAGCAGCACGGAGUCGGCCCAGGAUGCGUACAGUGAGCUUACCGGGUCUGGGAGCGGGAACCGGGCCAACAUAACAGCUCAGUCAGGCUUGAGCAACUCCACGGAGAGCAUUGACAGUAUGAAGGCCCUGACCGCGGCCAUAGAGGCAGCGAACGCCCAGGUCCACGGGCCGGCUAGCCAGCACGUCACCAACAGCACCAUCACCAUUACUGCAACUGCCGCUAACGUCACACACAUCUCACAGGACAGCAAGAGAGACGCGCUGAGGAAGUGUUUGUCCAUAGGGAUACAGGUGGAUGGCCCUGAGGAGACUGGUGGAUCAGAAGAACACUGCAGGUUCCAGUCUGUUGGUAUUCAAGUGGAGGAAGAGAGGUGCUAUCGCCGGGUCACCCGUUCCAACAGUGUCACCACUGCAGUGCAGGCUGACCUCGACCUCCAGGAGGUGGGUGACGGCCAGUCUGACUUCCCCCAGGGUGAGCCUUCCUUGGUGGGCUCCAUGGUCAGACAGGCCUCCCGAGACGCCGCCACCUCCACGGUCAGCAUCCAGGGCUCAGGGAAUCACUACCACGCCUGUACCCAGGACGAGUACAGCGACGUGGGCUUCGACCCCUCCAUCCUGCCCCCGCCGGAUCCGUGGAUGGACGGAGGGGUGGAGGAGGACACCGGAAGUUGCGUAGGGGUGUUGGUUUGCCCGCGGGACGGGCGCUGGUUUUUGAAGCUCCUGCAAGCGGAGGUGGAGCGGAUGGAGGGGUGGUGUCGGCAGAUGGAGCAGGACGAACAGGAGAAUGAGCUGCCCGAUGAGGUCCUGGGGAAGAUUCGAAGUGCAGUGGGCAGUGCCCAGCUGCUGAUGUCACAAAAAUUCCAGCAGUUCCGUGAGCUGUGCGAAGAGAACCUGAACCCGAACGCCCGCCCUCGCCCCAUCUCUCAGGACCUAGCGGGAUUCUGGGAUAUGCUGCAGCUCUCGAUCGAGAACAUCAGUCUGAAGUUUGACGAGCUCCAUCAACUCAAGGCCAACAACUGGAAACCUCUAGAUCCACCAGAGAGAAAGGAGAGGAAGCUGCCUCCUCCUGUGCCGAGGAAGCCUGGGAAAAGUCAAGCCCUGCUGAUACGGGAUCGAUCGCUGGAAGGCUCCGAGAGACAGCGUCUGGAGGCGCGCAAACGCCUGCUAGCCGCUAAACGAGCUGCCUCGCUACGCCAGAACUCCGUCACAGAGAGUGCGGACAGCAUCGAGAUUUACAUACCCGAAGCCCAGACACGAUUAUAA